CAAAAAGAACUUCACCGAUUGCAUUAUCAUUGUUUGUUAUCAGUUUGCUGAGUCCUGCGAAUCGAAUUUUACGUCAAGUAAAUGAAUGUUUUUUCUUGGUUCUCUGCUAUUUGACGCCUGACGUAACUCAGUACUUGCUUCUUGAAUGGUCUCAACUUUAUUUGUCAGGUGGAUUGACCGUGUUAUUGCUGUUGGAUCUAGAGCUAAUCAUUCUUGCAGUGUAUCCGCCAAGAUGGAUAAGAAAUUGAAGAAAAGGCCUUUUAAAGUCUCGAUUGAAGGAAAUGUUGGAUGUGGCAAAUCUACUCUCAUUGACUAUUUUAAACAAUUCCCGGAAGUGGAUGCUUGUCCUGAACCAGUUGCUGAGUGGAGAAAUUUUCAUGGGCACAAUUUAUUACACCUCCUUUACUCGGACCCUGAUAAAUGGAACUUCCCCUUCCAACAUAAUGUUCAGUUGUCACGAUUGAAACUGCAGACCAAAGAUACUGACAAAGCUGUUCAAAUUUUCGAGAGAUCUCUCCAAAAUAACAGACACUGUUUCGUAGAAAUGGCUCAUGACGAAGGGGUUCUGACAGAUCCUGAAUACACGGCAAUGUGUGAAUGGUACAGCUGGAUAGAAAACAACUUGGACAUUGGCUUGGACUUAAUCGUUUAUUUGCGAAGCAGUCCUGAAAUUGUAUAUGAAAGAAUGUGUCGCAGAGCGAGACCUGAAGAAAAACCAGUAUCACUAGAGUACCUCACUGUGCUUCAUGAAGCAUAUGAAAAAUGGUUAAUGCAAACUGACCCUGCCUCGUUACCUGCCCCGGUUCUAGUAUUAGAUGUGAACCAAGAUCUUCCGUAUGUUUCAAAGCUGUACCAAAUGUAUGAAAAUUACAUCCUAGGGAAACAAACGGUUCCUAAGCACUGCGAUAAUGUCUUCAGUAAUGUUGGAACUCAAUCCGUAACAGUAUAACCUGCCAAUAAUUUUUCAUGAGAACAAGACUGAACCAGACUGCAGUAGAACUUAAGCUUUGUUGUAAUUUUUUUAUAGUGCAAAAAAAAUUGUUACCUUCAUUCCAAAUUUCAUCAAUCAACUUCAAUGGAUUUUGGUAAAAACUACAAAAAAAAACUGAGAAAUGAAACUCCUGUUUGUAAAAUCUCAAAAAUUGUUUUUGCAAUCACCCUUUUCUGCCAGUUGUUCCUCAAACUAGUUUUGUCCCAUCAGCUGCAAUCGUCGUUUAUAGAUUUGUUAAGUGGAUAGACACACCAAGUUGUUAGUUCCAAUAAGAUAAAUUAGGGCUUUUACUGAUGUCUGCGUAUUUUUUUACCUUUUUUAAUAAUGUUAAGUAUAAGUCAUCCUCUACCCAUUACGUCCAGGAAUGUAAUGAAUGCUCAAUGUGUGGGGGUUAAGUUUAAGUCAGGAAAUGGGAGUAUAAACGUAAUAAAAUGAAGAUAUGCAAGCUUCUGAAGCUCAUUUUAAAUGUUGAAGCUAAUGAGUCAUUGUGAGCAAAUGCUUUUUUUUCCUCUAUUUUUUUCUAAAUUUCACAAUGAUUCAUUGGUAUGACUUAUUUCAUAGUUUUAGUUUAGCUCAGACCCAUCAAGAGAAUUUAAUAUUCGCAAAUCCAAAAUGUUACUGUUGGUCCCUAAACAUGAUUUAUUUUUGUAGGUCUGUAAGUUUGUAUUGACAAUUAAAACGUAGAGACUUAGGAGGAUGUCCGGAACAUAGCAACAUAGCCUUUCUUAUAUUAAUACCCGGUGGCCUAAUCAGAGGCUUUGGUACACUUAAAUAAAUAAGACAGAAAGUAAUUAAAAGUUCUCCUUUCUGAAAGUUAAAUGUUUAUCCAGUGGUUUGGAAUCAUGUUUGGUUUUCAUAGGCUGAAAAAAUGGUUUAUUUUACAUGGUUUGUGAUAAUGUGUUUCACUUGGCGGAAAAUUGAAAAUUUUGUUGUAUCAAAAUGUGCAAUAAUUGCAAAUAAUGUCUGAAAUAGCAGUUAAAUCAAAACUGGCCACUACCUCUUUUAAAGCUCUCAUAAGUUUAGGAUGGUAUUGUCCACGACUUUUGUAUCUCAACUAAUGCCCAUUUGAUUUCUAUUUCAGCCAUCAGUUUCCUCCAUUUUAUACAAUAGUAAAGCAAAUUGUGUAAAUUUUUUCAAGAAAACUGUUAUUUUUUAAAUUCUGACCAACAGCGUGAAUGCAACGUAAACCUUAAUUAUGUAGGUACAAAAAUUAGUCAGUAAGGGAAGGUAUGUUAGUGUUUUUUGAAAAGUUUCUUUAACGUUGAUGUUUAGAAAACAUCAGAGAUACUUAAAUACUUUGUUUUCUUUUUGCACUGUUAGUUAUUUUCUAUUUUUAUAAUUGUCUUUUUCUGCAAGAGUAGAAAUUCAUUUUCAUACACAUUUAAUAUAGUUUUUAUUAGAUUUUUUUCCCCCAAUGAAAGUUUGUUUUUUAUCGUAAGUUGUGUCUUUUUACAGUCACACAUUUUUUUUUAAGCUGAUCAGUUUUGCUUAUUUUAAUUAAAUUUCCUUUACUAAAUCUUCCCCUAAAGUAUCCGAGAGCCUGUAAUUUAUUUAGUUAUACUUACCUUAGUUCUCUAGAUUCAACAAUUAGUAUAGUUUCAGUUGCUGAUAGUGGCUCAAUCUUGAGAUACUCCAUACUACACGCUAUUAAGUAGCACUAAGCAUUUGAGUGAAAUACCUAGAUAUACUGCCUAAAUCAAUCUCUAUUUUCUUAUGCAUUCUGAAAUGGCUAUGUAGGUAAAGUGCUUGCUCAUCAUGAAAAAGAAGAAGACUUGGUUUUUACUUAUUUUGUUUAAUAAAGUAAAUCUAGUCUGAAUGUUUGUGUGGAUCUAGUUGCUAUACUUGAGCAGAUUUUUAUGGAUUAAAAUGUUUUGUAUGAUUGAAAAUAAAAAUUUAUGUUGAUCACUCAAAGA
Bemisia tabaci is the source of this 2904-nucleotide messenger RNA. RefSeq names its product deoxynucleoside kinase. The record is from RefSeq and is a predicted model, not a curated record. Lineage: Eukaryota; Metazoa; Arthropoda; Insecta; Hemiptera; Aleyrodidae. Gene Ontology annotation, cellular component: cytoplasm; mitochondrion. Gene Ontology annotation, molecular function: deoxynucleoside kinase activity.